CGCGAUAUUAAUAUCAACAUCGACAUUGUCAAUCUGUUGAAUUUCCAUUCUCUUGACCUGCUAACACUGGCUUAAUGUCGCCAAUUCUGCGACUUGGCUCACACCAUCCAUUCAAAGCCACUGGCAAUGGGGUCUCUCACGAAUAAUCACAUUGGAGUUAUUCCGUAUGAUAGAAUCCCAUACUUCACACCUGCCAACAAUGGCGGUGCGGCAACAAGCCCGGAAAGCCCAGACACACCCACCUUGUUUCGUCCACUUCAAAUUCGAGAACUUACGCUGAAGAAUCGAGUCAUGGUUGCGCCUAUGUGCAUGUAUUCGGCCCAGUCUGAUCCAUCCUCUCCUUACAUCGGUGCGUUGACAGACUACCACGUCGCGCAUCUCGGUAACCUUGCCCUGAAAGGCGUUGGCCUGAUUAUUAUUGAGGCGACUGCUGUGCAGUCCAACGGUCGCAUCUCGCCAAACGACUCGGGCCUUUGGCAGCAGGGCACGGACUCGGAGCAAUUCAAAGGACUCAAACGUGUCGUUGAUUUUGCUCGCAGCCAAGGAGCUAAGGUCGCUAUUCAACUCGCUCACGCGGGCCGAAAAGCUAGCGUCAUGCCGCCCUGGAUCGCUAAGGAGGCCGGCAAGAGUAGCCUCAGAGCUGAUGAGACCGCGGGUGGAUGGCCUAACAAUGUUAUAGGGCCAUCUGGUGGCGAGGAACACAUCUGGGCACCCGGUGAUGGUUUCUGGGCCCCACGGGAGCUGAGCACCGCCGAGGUCGAGGAACUGGUGCAGGCGUUUGCCACUAGUGCUGAGCUAUCUGUUAAGGCAGGCAUUGAUGCAAUUGAGAUUCACGGCGCACACGGCUAUCUUGUCGGCCAGUUUAUGAGCCCUGUGACCAACAAGCGAACAGACAAGUAUGGCGGCUCCUUUGAAAACCGAACACGAAUCAUUCGCGAAAUUGCAACUGCCAUUCGUGCUGUCAUUCCAGAAGGCAUGCCUCUAUUCCUUCGGAUCAGUGUGACGGAAUGGCUCGAUGGCAAGUUCUCAGAAUUCUGGGACCUGCCAUCCUCCAUUGAGCUUGUUAAAAUCCUCCCAGAUCUAGGAAUUGAUUUCCUAGAUGUCAGUUCUGGGGGCAAUCACAAGGACCAGACGAUUGAGCCUCACACAAACUAUCAGAUCGAUCUUGCAAGCCAGAUCCGAAAGGAGAUCCGGCGAUCGGGACAAAAUACAUUGGUUGGAGCCGUCGGAUUGAUUACACGGGCAGAAGCUGCUAGUCAGAUUGUGCAAGGCGCUGAUUUGGAGGAAGCAAAGGCGGCUGAGUCAAUGGUAGCAGGCCCGCAGGCAGGGGCCGAUGCUGUUUUGCUGGGGCGCCAGUUCCUUCGUGAAGCAGACUGGGUAUAUCACGCGGCAAAGACGUUGAGGGUCCAGAUCACAGCUCCUAAGCAGCUGGGGCGUGCUAUUUGAGGAGAUCUUGUCUUGUGGAUAUUUCAAUUUAUUUUAUGCAAAUAGAAGAUUGGUUAUAGAGGAUAGCAUGUCGUCCCUGAAUUACAUAUAGAUUAGUUUCGAUUUGAUAGAUGAAGAAUCCUUAAACUGAGCC
Molecule: messenger RNA, 1579 nt
Organism: Aspergillus ruber CBS 135680
Lineage: Eukaryota; Fungi; Ascomycota; Eurotiomycetes; Eurotiales; Aspergillaceae
Product: NADH:flavin oxidoreductase/NADH oxidase
Exons: 1
Coding region: 127-1446 (439 amino acids)
Cellular component (GO): intracellular anatomical structure
Molecular function (GO): NADPH dehydrogenase activity; NADP binding; FMN binding
Source: RefSeq, a predicted model, not a curated record